AUGUUUCUCAAGGCCGUCAUCGCCACCGCGAUAGCUAUCGCCCCGCUGUCUUCCGCCACGCCCGUCGAUCGUGCCACUUCAUCUAGGGUCAUCGAUGGGAGUUACAUCAUUAAGCUCAAGAAGAACGCCACCGCCGACUCCCACCUACAGUGGGUGAGCAGCAUCCAUGCUCGCAGCGCGGGAAGGGACAUCUUCCCUGGCAUUCAACGCGAGUAUAACAGCCAGGCGUUCCGUGGCUACUGCGGCCACUUCGAUCAAGAUACUAUUACCAAAAUCAACAAUAGCGCCGAGGUUGCUUAUGUUGAGCAGGACCAGAUCUGGUACCUCGAGGACCCCUUGGUGGAGCGGACGCUCACCACGCAGAACGAGCCACCAUGGGGUCUGGCGGCUAUUUCCCACCGUGAGCCGGGCGCUACCAAGUACGUGUACGACGAAGCGGCUGGCGAGGGCACCUUCGCCUACAUUGUCGAUAGUGGCAUCCGGACCACGCAUCAAGAAUUCCAGGGCCGCGCCUCAACUGGCUGGACCGGCUAUCCAGGGGACGAGUCGGACACGGUCGGCCACGGCACUCAUGUUGCUGGCACUGUUGGCGGCGUGACCUUUGGCGUGGCCAAGAAGACGUCACUCAUCGGCGUCAAGGUCUUCCAGGGAAAAUCUGCCUCUACUUCUAUCAUGAUAGCUGGUUUCGACUGGGCCGUCAACGAUAUCACAUCAAAAGGCCGCCAGAAUAAGGCCGCCAUCAACCUAUCCCUCGGCGGUCCCAAGUCGCAGGCUUGGAACGAUGCCAUCGAGACGGCCUUUAACCAGGGUGUAUUAAGCAUCGUCGCAGCCGGCAACGAUAAGGUAGACGCGUCCGACGUCUCCCCAGCCUCUGCGCCGAACGCCGUCACUGUUGGAGCCGUCGACAGCAACUGGGAGGUUGUUACCAACUGGCCUCGCGGUCAGGGUUCCAACUACGGCCAGGUUCUGGAUCUCUUUGCCCCCGGCGAUAAUAUUAUGUCGGCCAGCAACGUCGGUGACUCCGAGAGUAGGCUUGACUCCGGUACCUCGAUGGCCUGUCCUCAUGUCACCGGUAUGGCUUUGUAUGCCAUGUCCGUGAACGGCGUCCAGGGCGCCAAAGCCGUUUCUGAGCAUCUGCUCAAGAAUGCGGGCCAGAAUGUUGUCAAGGGACCCCUACGCGGAUCACCGAACCUCAUGGCCAACCUCGGCAACUAA
Molecule: messenger RNA, 1215 nt
Organism: Purpureocillium takamizusanense
Lineage: Eukaryota; Fungi; Ascomycota; Sordariomycetes; Hypocreales; Ophiocordycipitaceae
Product: Oryzin
Exons: 2
Coding region: 1-1215 (404 amino acids)
Biological process (GO): proteolysis
Molecular function (GO): serine-type endopeptidase activity
Source: RefSeq, a predicted model, not a curated record